Cladophialophora yegresii CBS 114405 is the source of this 1758-nucleotide messenger RNA. RefSeq lists its product as uncharacterized. The record is from RefSeq and is a predicted model, not a curated record. The coding region runs from base 1 to 1758 and encodes 585 amino acids. The transcript has a single exon. NCBI's taxonomy places the organism in Eukaryota, Fungi, Ascomycota, Eurotiomycetes, Chaetothyriales, Herpotrichiellaceae.
AUGCUCCGGCAUGGUCUGGGCCUGCACAGACGAGGGCCUCAGGCUUCGGACGUGCUACCUUCUCGCAUAGACAACCCAACAGCAAGCCUGCCGCCGUCUAUAGGUCCGACCGCCAUCGCCACUCCAGACCCCUCGGGCACCGCCGCCAUCGUCACCGCCGAGGCUGCUUCUGGCUUCACUACUAUCACAGAGACACAGACACUGGCAAAGAGCACCGACACGGGCAAGACCACAUUUACCACGGAAGUGACCAAGACCAUUACCAACUCCGCUGAAUAUGCCUCCAUCACAUCUGUGGCCGCAGCAGCGUCUUCUACAUCUACCACUCGCACGACUACAUCGACGACGUCGGCCGCCGCAACGAGCAGCGCAGCAGCCAAGCAAUCUAACUCGAAUCUUUCCACAAUCAUCCCAGCUAUUGUCGUCCCUGUUGCUGUCAUACUCGUGGCAUCGUUGGCUGUAUUCUGGUUCUUCAUGAGGCGGAGACAUAGAAGGGAGUUGCAAAGCCAGCCAGAGUUUGUUAUGACAGGCAAAGGAGAGAAGUUGCAUAGCCGCUCAAGCAGUAGCAGGUCUACCAAGUCGAACCCUGGGGCAUCUGAGGAGAAGAAACCACCCGUCGUUUUCCAAAAUGAGCUACCAUCCGCUAUAUCACCGCCAACGACAACGUCGGAGUGGCCGCCCACUCAGACUGGUGCCGCCCGACCACAGACACCUCGAGGACCCGGCUCUGCGGGGCACGAGCGGGCUCUUGAACAACAAAGAACUUUAACCGCGAAUUCCCCCUACAGAAACUUUAGAGGUCCAGGCCAAGGACUGCCAGACCAUGGUCCGCGACCAGCCACAGCUGGACGACCUGGGCCACCUGAUUGGGCCAGAGAUCAGGGGAGGAACAGGAACAGAAGUAACAGCACACCGGGGCAGAGGGAUCAACCACCGCCGCCAAGAUCAGGUCCUGGCCCAGUAUCCAGAAAAGCUCCGAGCCCAGUCCUUCGGAGUGGACCAAGCCCGGUACUUCCACAGAUGAGCCCAAAAGAUUCACCUCUACCUUCGUCCACAGCUUUUCGCUUCCGCGAUCCCUCCCCCACCAUGGACCACAGCAACCGGGCACAAGCGCCCUCACGCCUUGUAGCCCCACCACCAGGUGCGUUUAACGGUGCAUCUGCUAUCUCUCAAUACUCGCCUAUCGUGAAAGACACUCCAACGAUUCCGAAGGUGUUACCGAGCAAGCGCGCACCGCCACCGAUCAACACGGCACAUCCGCGAGAAGCCACCAGAUCACCGGCCUCUAAUAGCCCAGCUGGCCAAGGUCUCACAGAAGAGAACAUGCGCAUCGCGCGCCUAGCCAACUCUUCUCGCCUAGGUCAUGCUCCGGCGGCAGAGCCCAGUCCAUCUCCCAAACUCCCUCCACCGGCCACUCGCUCACAAUUAAUACCCCGAGAGAGCCCGAAGGAACACCAAGACCGCUUCUUUGGCGGCGGCGGAAACAGUCAGUCGGCGGGCCUGAGGACAGCUCUAUCGAGCCACCACCCCUCCAAACGAGCCAGCUUUGUGUCAGAUGCAGACGAGUAUGAAGACAUUGAUGCCAAGUCGGAUGUGAGCAGCCUGAAUGAGUUUGAACGCUUCGACUUUGGCACGGGCAUCGGGAGGGGUAGAGGCAGCCCCACCGGAAACUCCUUAACCUACUUCGCUGCAGCCAACAGUCCGGCCAGUGAAAGAGGGGGCGCGUUUGGGACAACAGGCAUUCAUGAACGCUGGUGA